UUAACAGAUCGUGAAUCUGACCACGGCUUAUUGGUUACUAAUAUCAACCAGACCCACGAUCUUCUGAAAGUGAAGAAUACAGCCAUGGUCUGUUCCGGAUUGAAUGUCACCGAUAACUGGAUGCAGAGCUACAGCGUAAAAAACCUGCAUCUCACAAUGGAAGAUCUAAUGCAGAAAGGCUCUGUCGGGCUGGAUGCAAACAACGCAGAGCAGGUGGAGUUCCCCGCUGAGGCCGUCGUCGAUUUUGAAAUGCAACUGCACGCAGCAAUCGAUCUUUAUGACAAACGGAUCCAGUGGCUGUUGCAUGGCACCAGAAAGCUAUUUGGUAUUCUACAAGGAAGUAGACUUGGAGUUCUGAUUGACACAUCCGAUAUCACUUGUGGACCAAGACUCCUCGAUUUUCAAAAAGACCUUCUGCAUUUAGUCGAUGAGCAGUUAUGCCACAUGAAACGUCUGUACUUCCUUUCCUUCGGUACCACGGUCUCAUCUCUUUGGAAGGAAUCCAGACACGUCAAUGUGGAUGCUUUGGAUGCAGCAAGGCUGUGGCUGAAGGGGUUAAAACCCAGCGGAGGCUGCAACCUGUUGAAAGCUCUGAAGAAGGUUCUGGAGCUGAAAGACUUGGAUAGCCUGGUCAUUAUUGCAGGGAGCUGCCCAGAUCAGUCCUCUGAAAUAUUGUCUGAUUAUAUCCAGCAACGUACGCUGGGGAGAGAAUUGCUGAUCCAAACGGUUGCCUACGAGUGUAGCAGUCAAGUGCCUCCAGCUGUCUUGAAAAGCAUCGCCGAAGCCGUUGGCGGCCAUCAUCACAGCUGUUCUACAAAAAACGAGAGUUACGACAACAAAGAUCUGGACACGACCCUUUGUGAGCGCGAGAGAGCCGAGGACAUGCUGGCUGUCAUAAACAAAAUCUAUCAGAGAAGGGUGGGCCGUGCAUGUUUCAGUUUAAUCCCAGAGAGCUCCGCAGACACAGUGCCACUGGCCAGCUCACUACCAAAGCCACCGAACCACGAAGGGCCUCUCGUGAUACGAAUCCCGGAUUUCCUGGUCAAAACGUCAGCAGAGUGGUUAAAAACCAACGGAUUAAAAGGAAAGAAGCUAGGCCUAUACCAGGUUUUGGCGCCAAACGCCUUUUCCCCCGUGGAAGAAUUUGUCCCUAUUCUUCAGAAAACGGUGUCAUCAACUGUGCAUGAAAAAGUAAUGAAGCAGCUUGAAUGGCAUGACGGGACUGUGAAAAAUGUCCACGUGGAUCCACCGAUAUUGUACGACUACCAGAAGCAGCUGACCAGGCUGGUGAGAAGGUAUGAGAGACGCAUCGAGUGGCUCUCCGCUGGCAGCAGGAGGAUGUGGGGAACAGUUUGCGAAAGGAGGGUCGUCCUACUUAUUGAUGUCUCCGUAGCCAAUUCCCUGUACAUCAUCCAUAUCCAACAUGCCCUGCGACUUGUGCUGGAAGACCAGAUGUCCAGCAAGGACUGCUUCAAUAUCAUAGCUUUUGGAAAAGACGUCAAGCCCUGGCAACCGGAAAUGGUCCCUCCACACUCGGACAACUUAGAGCAUGCCUGGAGGUGGGUGUUGGCCCUGCAGUGCGAAGGCACCCGGAACGUCAUGAGCGCUUUUCGAAGAGCAAUGGAGGUGGACUUCAGAGAUAAAGACAAACAGGAAUCCCAAGGGAUAUACCUUCUGACUACUGGCAUCCCUGAUCAAGAGACGCACGCCAUUAGCUCUUACAUGGUGGAAGUCUGUGGAGGGUGCGAUUUGCAGCUUCACGUCUCUCUGUUCAGCCCCGACGACUCUCCCUAUGACGACGAUAUUCCACCGCGCUACACCAGCCCAGAAGAAACGGCCCUUGCUUUCAAGACCAUUGUGCAGGCUGCUGGAGGCCGCUUUCACUGGUUUGGAGAAACAGGCAUUUACGAAAGCGAUGACAUCAACUGCAUCUUGUCCGAAAUGGAGAACGCAGUCGACUAUUCCCAUAAGUGUGCCCUACUUGUGGAAUCCUUAAAGCAACGGUCAGGAAAUCAAGGGGCUGAUCAGUUGAUUCCUGAGGAAGACCUAACUGUGUCGGAGAAGGAGGAGAAAAGUAGACCGCAGAAGUUACCGUUUCCAAAACCGACCGCCCUCACUCUCGCCAGAAGGAUCAUGAGAGAGGAACGAGAUGGGAACAGAAACCGUGCCACGAAAGCGUUAACGUGGCGCCCGCCGAGCGCCAAAGCAGAAAUCCCUCCAGCACAGCCAAUAAAGGAGUUCUUGCAGAUCGGCAGGAGAAAGAAAUACAGGUCGAAGAAAAGUCCGGAGAUUUCUCUUUCGUUGUUUUAUACUGGCAAAGGGAAGAAAGUAGGUGCUGUUUACAAAAAAUAUUCCAAGUCCACGUGUGUGAGGGAGUCGAUUCCUCACGUCGUUUUGCCCCAGGAAGAGGAAAGGUGCUCGAGCAAAGAGUGGCUCAACAAAUUCAGCCUCAAGAAACUGAAGUUAGACCUACCCAGGAUCAUUUUCGGGCCCGGGUGCUUGCAUCAGAGGCAAACGGUGGAGUCUCUGCACAAGAAAGUGUCUGCGAAAUACUGCGACAUUUUCCCCAGCGUUGAAAUGAACGGCAACGUAAAGCACUUGCACGUUCAGCCUAAGGAUCUUGAAGAAUAUAUCGAACAAAUGGAGAGAGUCUUGCAGUGCUACGUCAAAAGAAUGCAGUGGCUUUUGUCAGGAAGCCGGCGAUUGUUCGGGGUGAUUUUGGAAGCCAACGUUUGCAUCCUGAUCGAUACUUCGGGGUCCAUGGAGCCAUCUUUGGAGCAGGUCACCCAAGAACUGACCUCCCUGAUCUGGGAACAGCUGAGGAAAAAUCAAACCAAAUUCAACUUGAUGAGCUUUGCGGAAGAUGUUCUGGCGUGGCAAGAGUGCCUGGUGGAGGCCACGGACGAAGCGUGCCACGAUGCCGUGCAGUGGGCCUCGACAUUUCGGGCACAUGGGAAUACAUCCAUCCUCAAGGCUUUGCAGAGAGCUGUCCGUCUUCAGGGCGUCGAGGCUCUGUAUGUUCUGACGGACGGGAAACCAGAUACCAGCUGCACUUUGAUUCUCCAGGAAAUUGAAACGCUGAGGAAGACACAGGCCAUCACCAUCCACACGAUUUCGUUUAACUGCUCCGACGGAGGAGCCAACAACUUUCUCAAGAGCCUGGCUGCCCAGACCGGCGGACGCUACCAUCGGUGCCUUGGGGACGUCGACGGACAGCUGGCAGCCCAUCGGAUGUUGACGGAAGGCUUCAGAGAUGAAGACGAACUCAGAGUGGAUUACACAUAGUACAAGCAACAAAACGGGACAUUCGGCAAGCAACGCAUUGGGGCUUUCAAAGUCUGGCACCGCC
This is a messenger RNA of Sphaerodactylus townsendi, 3349 nucleotides long. It is a transcript of the gene VWA3A, whose product is annotated as von Willebrand factor A domain containing 3A. The record is from RefSeq and is a predicted model, not a curated record. The transcript is spliced from 30 exons. NCBI's taxonomy places the organism in Eukaryota, Metazoa, Chordata, Lepidosauria, Squamata, Sphaerodactylidae. The coding region runs from base 85 to 3285 and encodes 1066 amino acids.